AUGCCGCCCGCCAAGGCCGGGAGGAAAGAGGCGUUGGUGCUGCAGUGCGAGUGGGAGCUGUGCACCUACGUGGCCUCGAAUAUGGAGGAGUUUUGUGAACACGUGGCCCAGCACCUGCAGCAGCACCUUCACAGGGACCACCGGGAUGAGAUUGACCCUCUCGAGGAAUACAUGUGCUUGUGGCAAGAAUGUGGUUUCUGUUCCCCAGAGAGCUCAGCUGACCUUAUCCGCCAUGUCUAUUUCCACUGCUACCACACCAAGCUGAAGCAGUGGGGGCUGCGGACCCUGCAGAACCAGUCAGACGUGAGCCAUUGCCAGCUGGACUUCCAGAGCCGCAAUAUCAUCCCUGAGAUCCAGGAGAACUUUCUGUGUCUGUGGGAGUACUGUGAGAGAUCAUUUGAUAAUCCUGAGUGGUUCUACCGGCAUGUGGAAGAUCACAGCUUCUGUUCAGAGUACAAGGCAGCAGGGAAGGAGAACCAUGUGGUCAUCUGUGGCUGGAAAGACUGCGAUUGCGCCUUCAAGGGGCGCUGCAAACUGCGGGACCACUUGCGCAGCCACACUCAGGAGAAGGUGGUGGCCUGCCCUACCUGUGGGGGGAUGUUCGCCAACAACACCAAGUUCUUUGACCAUAUCCGCCGUCAGACUGCACUGGACCAGCAGAGGUUUCAGUGCUCUCACUGCUCCAGGAGGUUUGCCACAGAGAGACUGCUCCGUGAUCAUAUGAGGAACCAUGUGAACCAUUACAAGUGCCCCCUGUGUGACAUGACGUGCCCGCUGCCCUCCUCCCUGCGCAAUCACAUCCGUUUCCGGCACAGCGAGGAGCGGCCGUUUAAGUGCGACUACUGUGACUACAGCUGCAAGAAUCUCAUCGACUUGAGGAAGCACCUGGACACGCACAGCACAGAGCCAGCCUAUCGCUGCGAGUUUGAGGCUUGCAGCUUCUCUGCACGUUCCCUCUGCUCCAUCAAACUGCACUACCGGAAAGUCCAUGAGGGUGACUUGGAGCCCCGGUACAAGUGCCAUGUCUGUGACAAGUGCUUCACACGUGGAAACAACCUCACUGUCCACCUCAGGAAGAAACACCAGUUCAAGUGGCCCUCGGGGCAUCCUCGCUUCAGGUACAAGGAACAUGAGGAUGGCUACAUGAGGCUGCAGCUGGUGCGUUACGAGAGCGUGGAGCUGACAGAGCAGCUGCUGAAGGACAGAGAGAAGCCGGGGGAGGCACUGGAUGGCUCAACUGAGUGUGUGGUGCUGUCUGAGGGUGAGAGCAACCUGCAGGGCAUCGUUCUGGAGGCCCCGGCAGAGGCUCCACUGGUGGAGAACCGGAUCGCUGAGCUGCAGGUGGUCCCGCUGCACCUAGGCCCUUGCUCUGCCGACAACCCUGAGCCAGCACGGCCGAAUGCCUUCCCAGGAGCAGCGCUGUCAUCGGAGCAAGAACCCAGCACCUCGUCCAACCCCAUCAUCCGUGUGGUGAACCGGACCAACGAGCACGGAGAGAGUGAGACUGUGUAUUAUGUCAUGGCCAGCGCAUCCUCAGAGGAGCAGGUUGCGGCACCCGGCGGGCUGGCCAUGGAGCUGGAGGAGAACGUCAUGGACCGUCUGCAGAAGACAGCUGAGGAGCUGGGCAUCCAGAUUGUGUGAGAUGCUCACCUG
Eurypyga helias (sunbittern) is the source of this 1653-nucleotide messenger RNA. It is a transcript of the gene HINFP, whose product is annotated as histone H4 transcription factor. NCBI's taxonomy places the organism in Eukaryota, Metazoa, Chordata, Aves, Eurypygiformes, Eurypygidae. The record is from RefSeq and is a predicted model, not a curated record. Gene Ontology annotation, molecular function: RNA polymerase II cis-regulatory region sequence-specific DNA binding; DNA-binding transcription factor activity, RNA polymerase II-specific. The coding region runs from base 1 to 1641 and encodes 546 amino acids. Gene Ontology annotation, biological process: anatomical structure development; regulation of transcription by RNA polymerase II. The transcript is spliced from 9 exons.